AUGUCAACAACAGAGAACACAACAACUGCUAUCGUUCAUGAAGCCAUUAAUGAAGAAUAUGAAUACAUACAGUAUAACAAACAAUUGAGACUCAUUCGUUCGGUCAAAGACGAUAUGUACCAGAUGCAAAGUAUUUUGACGGCUUGUUUUGCUCCAGACACUAAGCUUCCUAAAGACUGGUUUAGGAACCAAAGCACCAUUGAACUCUUAAGCGAAGCACAGCGAGACAUACUUUUUUCUGAAAACAGUGAAGAACAGCGAGUAGGUAAAAAAUCCCAGUCGCCAAAACUCUAUGAAAACCGUGAAAAAUUGCCAAACGGUUUGAGAGGAUAUUAUGUUCAUAGACUUCUCGUAAAUAAUGUGGCACAAUGGGCUUCAGCUCGCUAUUCAUGGUAUGUUUGUAAACUUCUUGACGAACUUCACAGACAAGAACGCGAAGAUAUGGAAAAGAAACUUCAUGCAAAAGAUGAAGUCAUUGAAUCCAAAGACAAAAGCAUACAGAAAAGAAUACCACGUUCAGUACCAAAAGGAAAGGAAAAGAGUUAUAAGUAUAUGAUAUAUACUGAAGAGUUGGAGAAAGAAGAAGAUAAAGAUAUGGUUAUGUUGCAUUUAGUCAGAAGAAACAACAAGAGCUUUUAUGACUUAGCUAAAAUAUAU
Messenger RNA from Trichomonas vaginalis G3, 657 nucleotides. RefSeq names its product KilA, N-terminal/APSES-type HTH, DNA-binding family. The record is from RefSeq and is a predicted model, not a curated record. The transcript has a single exon. NCBI's taxonomy places the organism in Eukaryota, Parabasalia, Trichomonadida, Trichomonadidae. The annotation marks the transcript as partial.